AUGAAUACGAAGCUCGCCGACGAAAAGCUUACCCUGUGCCACGUUUUCUCGGAGACUCGGGAUGGAAAUACGAAGCAGCCGAUGGAAACAAAUCGUGCUCGCGAGGUUUGCCCCGCCCGAUAUGCGGGAUUCCAGCGACGACUGGACGGGGGUAACGAGCAGAGCGGAGAGGAAGAGAAGGCAAAACCGCCUAAACCAAAGGGCGCACCGUCGGCGGAAGAAUGGCCAGCAAGCGGGGCCGCCCUCCGGAACGGAAACGGAAGAACUCCAGGUCGUACCGUCCCCGGCCUCGACCUGGACGCCGCCGCCGCCGAGUCGAAGUCGCUAUCGGUCCCCUUGGCAGUGGCCUUUAUGCUGGAUGAACUGUCAGCCCAGCACGAAGGUCUGCUCGUGAUGACGUGCCCACGGACGGUAGAGAAGAUGCGAGGGUUCCUACGCGAGGCCUACCAGGACUUUGUCCUCCACGCGCCCAAGGUGGACCGCCUCCCGUCCAUCAUCCGGCUCAACCUGAUUGACGCCCUCGCGCGCAACGCCAUACACAUCGGCUUCGACCCGCGCAAUAUUUGCAGCGAGGAGCUCAUCUCCCCGCUCAAUAUGCUCGGGCCCAUGGCGCCCGGGAGUAGCAGUUCCACCGCCGUCGCGCUGCGGUGGCUGGACGACUGCGACGUCAGCGACGUCACCAGCUCCAACGACAGCAACCACGACGACAGCGACGGCGGCGGCAGCGAAGUCGGGUCGAGGGCCUCUGUCGCCUCGCGCCACUUCCGCGAUAACCUCGUGCGCGAGGUCGACGCCGGGCGCCUCGACGACGACGAGCUGUGCCUCGACAUUAUCCAGUUCGCCGGCGGGGCGGACGGCCGCGCCCCGCCCUCAUCGUCUGGGGCGAGUCGUCAGACUGGCGCAACUGGGAGCUCACGGGGGAUUUCUUGA
This is a messenger RNA of Parascedosporium putredinis, 930 nucleotides long. The record is from the annotation of a GenBank genome assembly. NCBI's taxonomy places the organism in Eukaryota, Fungi, Ascomycota, Sordariomycetes, Microascales, Microascaceae.